ACCUGAGCCUGUCACAUUCACCAACCCGGAAGCUGCUGUGCACAAAUCUCAGACUGUGUAGGGAGCUGGCCUGCAGUCCCUUCCAGGGGGUCCUGAGCCAAGGUCCCCAGGAACGCGCGGCUCCUCAUCUGCUGUAGAGGGGAAUCUCCGGACCACUUGAAGAGUCUCUCAUCUGCUGGUUGGGAGCUAAUAUAACAACUGCAACACUGGGAGUAGGUUUGGCUGGCUGGCAAUGGGUAAUCUCAUUAAGGUGCUCUCCAGAGACUUAGACCACAAUGCCGCUCAUUUUUUCUUGGACUUUGAAAGUAUCUAACAUGGGGAACCUUCUUAAAGUUUUGACAUGCACAGAUCUUGAGCAAGGGCCAAAUUUUUUCCUUGAUUUUGAAAAUGCUCAACCUACAGAGUCCGAAAAGGAUAUUUAUAAUCAGGUGAAUGUAGUAUUAAAGGACGCAGAAGCAAUCCUGGAUGAUUUACAGUCAUACCGAGGAGCAGGUCUGGAGAUCCGAGAGGCAAUACAACAUGCUACUGAUGAAAAGUUACAAGAAAAGGCGUGGGGCGCGGUGGUUCCUCUGGUUGGCAAGCUAAAGAAAUUCUAUGAAUUCUCACAGAGACUAGAAGCAGCAUUGCGAGGCCUCCUAGGAGCACUGACCAGCACCCCUUACUCCCCAACACAGCACCUGGAGCGAGAGCAGGCUCUUGCCAAACAGUUUGCAGAAAUCCUUCACUUCACUCUCCGCUUUGAUGAGCUCAAGAUGACAAAUCCUGCUAUUCAGAACGAUUUCAGCUAUUACAGAAGAACUUUGAGUCGUAUGAGGAUCAACAACGUCCCAGCAGAGGGAGAAAACGAAGUUAACAAUGAACUGGCCAAUAGGAUGUCAUUAUUCUACGCUGAGGCCACACCCAUGCUGAAGACCUUAAGUGACGCCACAACGAAGUUUGUAUCGGAGAACAAGAAUUUACCUAUAGAAAAUACCACUGAUUGUUUAAGUACCAUGGCCAGCGUGUGCCGAGUAAUGCUGGAAACUCCGGAAUACAGGAGUCGGUUUACAAAUGAAGAGACUGUGUCCUUCUGCCUGAGAGUGAUGGUGGGAGUAAUCAUCCUGUAUGAUCAUGUGCAUCCUGUGGGAGCUUUUGCCAAGAUGUCCAAGAUUGAUAUGAAAGGAUGCAUCAAGGUUCUGAAAGAACAGCCCCCCAACAGUGUAGAAGGUCUCCUCAACGCUCUCAGGUACACAACGAAACAUUUGAAUGACGAGACUACCUCGAAGCAAAUCAAGGCAAUGCUGCAAUAACGGUGGUGCCAAGUGCAUAUCUGCUGUGGACACAAGACAGUAUUCUGCAAUGACUGAGGCGUCCAGGAUCUUAGUGAUUGCGAUGACCAUUUCUGCCCGGCUCUUUUUAUUUCCCCAUUCCUGCUCUCUAUCAACUGUCCUUUCUUUACCCUCUUUUUUAAACCACGUCCUUGUUCUUUUUUGUGCCAAAAUCAAUGGAAAUAAAACCUGGAAGGCAGUUAAACGUUUUGAAAGAUGGCCGUUUCAGUGGCAGCUAUUUAUGCAUUGCGUUUGGUUUCCUCUUUUCAGGAGGAAAGAUUUUGUGACUUGAACUAAAUAUUUUUAAACUGUAUUUUUUGUUGUUGUUUUCCCAGAAAAUAAACUAAUAUUUAAUAUUGCUUAGACUGCAUGGCGGAACUGCCUAUUUCUGCUGUUAAGAAAAUAAAUAAAAAUAAAAAAUACAAGAUUUUUUUUUUAUAUUGCAGCUUUUUUUUUUUACUUUUUAUUAUUUUUUUUGCCCAUGCACAACCAAGAAAAAAAUAAAAUGAGCAGAGGUGUUUAAAUUAACUGUUGUAUAGAAUAUGGUACCCAGCACAAUGAUAUUUUUUUUUUUGGAUUAGAAAAACAAAAACAAAAAACAGAUGUUUUUAGGUUGCAUUUUGACUCAUUUUUGUAAGGAUGUAUGUUGUAUGUUUUAAUCUUUGAUGACUAACAUAAAAAUAAUGUGAUGUGUGCGUAACGGAACUACGUAUGCAUGUUUAUGUCCAAUGGAUGGCUGUUAAAAUAAUAAUAAAAAAAAGAAAAAAUCGGCUUUCA
Molecule: messenger RNA, 2084 nt
Organism: Pseudophryne corroboree (corroboree frog)
Lineage: Eukaryota; Metazoa; Chordata; Amphibia; Anura; Myobatrachidae
Gene: CYRIB
Product: CYFIP related Rac1 interactor B
Exons: 14
Coding region: 276-1289 (337 amino acids)
Biological process (GO): positive regulation of T cell activation; regulation of actin filament polymerization
Molecular function (GO): small GTPase binding
Source: RefSeq, a predicted model, not a curated record